AUGAAAGUUAAAUGUCCUUUUAGCUUGAGAUGUGUUCCAAGUGGUAUCAGUUGGAAGGUGAUGGUUAGAUGCGGAAUGCACAAUCAUAAACUAUCCAAGGAUUUGGAAGUUCAUGACAUAUUGGGUCGUCUAAAAGAUCAGGAAAGAAAUUUUGUGAAUGACAUGACGAAAUACAAUAUGGCUCCAAGAUACAUAGUUGCUGCUUUGAAACACAAAGAUCAAAAAAACCUCACGAGUGUUACUCAGGUGUAUACAACUAGAGCUACAUACAGAACGAGCAAGAGAGGUGCAUUGGCAGAAAUGCAGAUGUUGUUAAGCCUUAUUCAUAAAGAGAAAUACAUGUGUUGGACUAGAAAUAGGGACAAGUCAGAUGUUGUAACUGAUAUCUUUUGGACAUAUCCUGAUUCUGUGAAGUUGCUGAAUAUGUUUCAUUUGGUGUUGAUUUUUAAUUGCACUUACAAGACAAAUAGGUACCGGAUACCACUAGUUGUGAUUGUUGACAUUUUCAGUUGCCUUUGCCUAUUUGGAACAUGA
Messenger RNA from Vicia villosa (hairy vetch), 534 nucleotides. Its product is annotated as protein FAR1-RELATED SEQUENCE 5-like. Bases 1 to 534 code for a protein of 177 amino acids. NCBI's taxonomy places the organism in Eukaryota, Viridiplantae, Streptophyta, Magnoliopsida, Fabales, Fabaceae. The transcript has 2 exons. The record is from RefSeq and is a predicted model, not a curated record.